AUUCAAUUACAGGAGUUUGGAACACUAAAGAACACAUUUCACUUAUGAUAAAAGGUGCACAAGUUAUGAAAAUUAUGCCGGAUUCAUAUAGUUUGAAUGUUGAUUGGAUCCCAGUUGAUAUUGCUUCUCAAAGCAUCGUUGAUAUUUCUUUGAACGCAUCUUUUGACAACGAUAUUGAUUAUGUCCGAGUUAAUCAUAUACUUAAUCCAAAGAGAAUUACAUGGGAUGAAUUCUUAAAAUUCUUAAAUAAAAGUGGAAUAGAUUUCAAAAUUGUUUCGAAUAAAGAAUGGUUAAAUGCAUUAUUAAAAACACCAGAAUAUCAAAAUGUGGAUAAAAACCCAAUAGCAGCAUUAUCGGGAUUUUUUGAAAAAGCUAUGAGCGAAUCAUCAAAUAAAAGUGAAGAACCAUUAUUUGAAACCAAUAAAUCAAUAAAACGUAGUUUGGCACUUUUUAAUUGUCAAAAAAUUGAUGUAGAAUUA
This is a messenger RNA of Racocetra fulgida, 479 nucleotides long. The record is from the annotation of a GenBank genome assembly. Lineage: Eukaryota; Fungi; Glomeromycota; Glomeromycetes; Diversisporales; Gigasporaceae.